CGGGACGGGCGUCCUGCGGCCAUGUGGAGCUGCGCGGGGCGCCGUCGCCGCCGGCUCCUGGCGGGCCUCUUCCUGCUGCUCCUGGCGGCCGUCGUGAUGCGCAGGUUUAAUUUGACCAGUAUAAUUCCCAUGCGAUUCUGGGGCAGAGUGCUGGGCUUGCAGGCCAAGGACUCGCAGUUCCUACUGGAGGAGAAGCCAUUUCGCAUCCUUGGCGGCUCGGUGCACUAUUUCCGUGUCCCCCGGGAAUAUUGGAGGGACCGCUUGCUCAAGAUGAAGGCGUGCGGCUUGAACACCCUCACAACGUAUGUUCCAUGGAAUCUUCAUGAGGCAGUGAGGGGGACAUUUGACUUCAGUGGAAACUUGGAUCUGCAGGCUUUUCUUAGGACAGCAGAAGAAGUUGGGCUAUGGGUGAUUCUGCGCCCUGGACCAUAUAUCUGCUCUGAGUGGGACCUUGGUGGCCUGCCCAGCUGGUUGCUCCAGGACCCUGAAAUGCAGCUGAGGACAACCUAUAAGGGCUUCACUGAGGCUGUAGAUUCUUACUUUGAUCAUCUGAUGCCUGAGGUGGUCCAUCUUCAGUACAAGAACGGAGGACCAAUCAUUGCCAUGCAGGUGGAGAAUGAAUACGGCUCCUAUGCCCAAGACCAAAAUUACAUGGCCUACAUAAAGCAGGCCCUGCUGAACAGGAAGGUGGUGGAAUUAUUGGUGACCUCGGAUAAUAAAGAUGGCCUGUCCGCCGGCUUUGUACACGGAGCCUUGGCCACUAUUAACUUUCAGAAGUUGGAGCCGAAACUCUUGUCCUCCCUCAGUGAAAUACAGAAAGACAUGCCAGUGAUGGUGAUGGAGUACUGGACCGGUUGGUUUGAUAGUUGGGGAGGACCUCAUAACAUCUUUGAUGCGGAUGAGAUGGUGGAAAGGGUUGAAGCUGUCAUUAGAUCAGGAGCAUCCAUCAAUUUGUACAUGUUCCACGGUGGCACCAAUUUUGGCUUCAUGAACGGCGCUCUGCAUUUUGAUGAGUACAAGUCAACCAUCACCAGCUACGACUAUGAUGCUGUGCUGACUGAGUCUGGAGAUUACACUGCCAAGUACUUCAAACUGCGCAAUCUUUUUUCCAGAAUCCUGGAGACUCCUCUCCCUCCGCUCCCUGUAGUUUUACAUAAAGCAUCGUACGGGGCAAUCCUGAUGCAGCAGUAUAUCUCGCUGUGGGAAUUGUUGCCGUCAUUGAUAGAGCCUGUGAAGUCAGAAUACCCCAUUAACAUGGAGAAUCUGCCAGUCAAUAAUGGCAACGGACAGGCUUUUGGCUACACCCUCUAUGAGACUCUCAUCCUUGGCGGAGGAACACUGUAUUUCCAUGAUUACAUCCGAGACCGAGCACAGGUGUUUGUUAAUACUCAAUAUAUUGGUCACCUUGAUUACAACAUACAGGAACUCUCCAUUCCUAACAGACAGGGAUAUAGACAGCUCCAAAUCUUAGUAGAGAACUGUGGGCGAGUAAACUAUGGGCUUAAUCUGAACAACCAGCGGAAAGGCUUAAUUGGUGACGUCUUUUUCAACAAAACCUCCUUGAGAAACUUCAAGAUUUACAGCCUUGAGAUGAAACCCAGCUUCAUGGAAAGUCUGCGUGGAGCCUCUCCUUGGAGUGCCAUCCCUGACAGCGCCGUGGGUCCUGCAUUCUUCCGGGGAUCCCUGCAAGUACAAUAUAUGCCUCAGGAUACUUUCCUGAAGCUCGAGGGCUGGGAAAAGGGAGUUGUAUUUGUCAAUGGUCAGAACCUUGGUCGCUACUGGAACAUUGGUCCUCAGGAAACACUCUACCUCCCAGGAACAUGGCUCCAACAAGGGUUCAAUGAAAUCAUUGUGUUUGAAGAGCAUCUUGGAGGCCGUAUCAUCCAUUCCACAGAUUUGGCCUUCUUGGGAAGGGUUCAGUACGUGGUCUGAGCUCUUCCUGAUUGCUCCACCUCUACUGGUAGUAAUGGUUAAGGUUAUGCUUCUUAACUGAUUGUGGGAGUCCAAAGUGUCUGGAUGCAGACCUUCCUCCCUCUCAUUGUGAAAACUAUCCUUAUAUUUUCUAGUUAUGGGUGGCGUUUGGGCAGUGAAGGCCCACCUUGUGAGUUAAUUUAGGAGGUUGACUAAGAGUUCGUGAAGAAAGAAAGAAACCCAGAUAGCUAGGAAUGUUCUCCUAAAGGAAUUCAACUUUACUACUGGUUCUCUUGUCCUGUAACACUAAAUGCUAAGGACCUGACAAGGGAAUGAAUGUGCAGAAGCCGUCAGGGAUCGACUGGAUUUAAACAGCUGAUCUGCAAUGGUUUGACUUGAAUCAGCCUUUGUGUUUGUGGCUGGAAAAGGAACAUUCCCUUUUGCACCUCUAGUAGUCAGUGACAGGGCUUUUAAGGCCAUUGAAGCUGCCAGUCUUAGGUACCUGAUUUGGUCAUGAGACAGGCUGUGAAGGAGUGUAAUUUUUACACCUUUGCAUUAAUUUAGCCGUUAAAUCCAGAUCUUUAUGGUUAUAGAAAGACACUAGGAACACCAAGUUUGGGCACUUAAUGCCAGCAACUGAUGGGGAGUUCCAUGCAAGCCAUAUGGAAAUGAAUGGAGAUUGCAUUUUGGUGACAUGUAGUGGAUUUGGGGGGCUUGGAGUUGGGCUUCAUGCAAGCUACACAGAACACCUGUAACAUCCGAAGGCCCUUGCCACGUGGAUUGCUCUUGCAGCUCUCCCCAACACCACCACAAGUUCUUGCGGUCACAAAUAAUAAGGUGUGAGUGCUGGGCCAGGGGGGUGGGGUGGGGAUGUACGUCUGCAUCAAGACUUCACAUGCGCUAACCUGGCGCUAAACUUUAGAAGCACCACCUCGAGCAGUCACAGGCAGGAGAAAGCUGCAAUGCCAGCCCCUACUUGUAUAGACCCCACCCCCAAAGACAAACUAAAAACGGUGCUGUUUCAGAAAAUAAAUACGUCCAGCAAAACAAAACCUUCACAUAAUGUUACCCAACUAUGUUGGGAUUCCGUGCAGUAUGCAUCAGACAUCUCCAACACGGUGCCCCCUGAGUGUAUUGGGACUGCAGCUCUUGGAAUGCCCAGCCACUGUGCCUUUCUAGAAUGGACCACAUAGGGGACAUUUGUCCCCGUCCAUACAGAGGCUCCACUCUGGAGAUAAUCCUCAGAUCAUGACUGUCUGUGUUGAGGCUCAACUCAGCCAUGUCUCCUGCUUCUGCUGGAGGUUCAUCCUGAGAGAGGAUGGUCUGCUUCUGUGCAUUUUUGAAAGGAGGGACUGGAUCUGUUUUAAAAAUGACCCUUUUCAAGCUUCUAAAAAAGGGAAAAGGGAGCAUAGAUCCUUUCCCCAGUGUGAUGCCCUCCAGUGUUUUGAGGUACAACAUCUUUGAUCCCAGAAGGCCAGUGGAUGAUGGAUCUUGUAUCCCCAACCUUGAGGGAAGCACAGGGUGGAAGAAGCUGGUGUAAGCAAUAAACUUCCGUCUCUGUAUCCUAAUUUCUUUUUCUCCUUUCAGCGUUAGUCAAGACCUCCGUUUCCCUUUUGGAGCCAAAUGCUGUAAUAGCUGUGGGCAUAACUGGUGUCCGAUGUCCUCCUAGAACUCACCUGCAAUUGGUUGCGUAUUGCAGGCACACCCAGACCCACCCACCCACCCAAAGCAAAUUUGCUUUUCUAGGCAUUGCUCAGGUCAGCCGUCAAGGUACAAUUUAGUCAUAAUUCUGCCCCCCCCCCUUUAUAGUAUGGCCCUCUAGCAAUUGCAGUCACCAGAGAUGUUGAGGGGCUUCUGGCUGUUAAAAUAAAAACAUGGAGAAUAGUGCAGCUGUAAAAAGAGAAGCUGGGGAUGGGGGGGAAAGGGGUACGCCCCUUCCACCUGUUCUGUGCUCUGCAAUUCACAUGCAUCCUGGUAUCAAAAAAUGUGAAGCUUCUGUCGCCUCCCGAGCUCACAGCCUGCCAUCCGCCGUGUGCUUCUUUGCAAAAAUGGGAGGAAAUCAGGAUGAAUCAUUGUGAUUUUCUCUUUUGUCUAUGAUUUACUGCAGCCUGGCAGAGUUGUAGUCAUAAAAUGGAGGAGGGAGGGGGGGAGACACACCAGCGGAAGAAAUUGCAAUUGGAAAGAAGUGCUGCACCAAAGUUAUUUUUUAAAAAAAAAAUGAAUGAAUGAAUAACUGCCUCUCAAUUCCCCUUUAAUCAAAGGUUAGGCUGGUGUUUUGUUUUGAAAGCCUGUGUCUAAAUUCUGUAUUGUUGGAUGCGAAUUUUACUCAAAUGCUGUUCUCUCUCCCCACCGACAGUAACCGAGUUUUUGAGUUUUUUCAUAAAGUCGUAUUAAGGCCCAGUUGGUUUGUUGGUUGGUUUUUUUCCUGUGACUGGUUUGCUAAACAUUGGUAUAAAUGGAAAAAGAAAAAAGAAAAUAUGUCUCUAUUAUUAUUAUUUAUUGUUACCGUUAUCAUUUCCCCUAUCACAAGAGGCCUGCCAUUAGUCCCAAGCACUAUUUGAGUCCAUGCUGCAUAAGCAUCUUUCUCACUCAAGUUAAAGAUUAAAAAAAUAACUCUA
Messenger RNA from Candoia aspera, 4529 nucleotides. RefSeq names its product beta-galactosidase-1-like protein 2. NCBI's taxonomy places the organism in Eukaryota, Metazoa, Chordata, Lepidosauria, Squamata, Candoiidae. Gene Ontology annotation, biological process: carbohydrate metabolic process. The record is from RefSeq and is a predicted model, not a curated record. Gene Ontology annotation, cellular component: vacuole. The transcript is spliced from 19 exons. Gene Ontology annotation, molecular function: beta-galactosidase activity. Bases 22 to 1932 code for a protein of 636 amino acids.